Anas platyrhynchos (mallard) is the source of this 641-nucleotide messenger RNA. It is a transcript of the gene UQCRH, whose product is annotated as ubiquinol-cytochrome c reductase hinge protein. Gene Ontology annotation, biological process: mitochondrial electron transport, ubiquinol to cytochrome c. NCBI's taxonomy places the organism in Eukaryota, Metazoa, Chordata, Aves, Anseriformes, Anatidae. The record is from RefSeq and is a predicted model, not a curated record. Gene Ontology annotation, cellular component: respiratory chain complex III.
UUGUGAAGAGGGGAUAUGGCGGCUGCCAUCUUGGGAGGGGAAGCGCUGAGAAGGGGCGGGGAGGACGCAGGGCGCUGCAGGGACGUUUCCGCUGCCGGGGCGGGCGGCGGUGACCGUGGGGAGUCCUUUGGGGCCGCCAUGGGGCUGCACGGAGGUGCCGGGCGCGGAGGGGAGCCUGAGGAGGAGGAGGAGGAGGAGCUGGUGGACCCCCUGACCACCCUGCGGGAGCACUGCGAGCAGACGGAGAAGUGCGCCAAGGCGAGGGAGCGGCUGGAGCUGUGCGACGCCAGGGUGUCCUCCAGGUCCCAGACGGAGGAGCAGUGCACCGAGGAGCUCUUCGAUUUCCUGCACGCCAGGGACCACUGCGUUGCUCACAAGCUCUUUACCAAGCUGAAGUGAACACUGGAGCGAUUGUCCAUCUGCUUCCAUAAUCUGACAGAAAGCUCUCGUCGGUUCAUGGAUUCACAGACUGCUUCCUGCCUGUUUAUUGUCAAUGUGAAGUAAAAGCAGAGCCGCUUUGUGGCAGUGACCAAUUGCCAGCAUGUCACUGCAUCUGUUCUCAUGGAAGAUGUGCAGCUACAGAAAACCCAUGCUGAUGUUCUGUAAUUUUCCAUAAUAAACAUUCAAAGUUCCUGUGGAAA